AUGCAAGAAAUCGGUGAAGAAUUUGAUCCACAAGAACCUUAUACUCGCCGUCUAAGCAGUAUCCUUGACGAAUAUCCUGAAGGUUCUCAAAUUCUUCGUGAAAUUCUUCAAAAUUCUGAUGAUGCGAAGAGCACCGAACAAAUCUUCAUGUUGGAUCAUAAUACUUAUCCCUCGAAUCAUUUAAUCGAUCCUAUUUUGAGUAAUUAUAAAAAGUUCGAUUUGAAACUUGAUAGGUAUCAAGGUUCUGCCUUAUUAUCAAAGAAUAAUUCCAUGUUUGAUGAAAGGGAUUUGCGAUCCUUGAAAAAUUUGGCCAAUAGCGAAAAACGUGAUCAAUUUAAUAAAAUCGGAGUGAUGGGUAUCGGUUUUAAUUCGAUUUAUCAUAUUACCGAUUCCCCUUCUUUUAUUACUGGUGAUAAACUCGUCAUUCUUGAUCCACAUAGAUGGUAUUUUAAUGGUGGUAUCCAAUUCAACUUUGUCCAAAAGAAUUUAGCCGAAAAAUUUCCUGAUUCUUUUGCUCCCUUUAGAAUUCCUCCUUUUAGUAUCCCAUGUGAUGAACCAUUUAAAGGAACUUUAUUUCGUUAUCCUCUCCGUAAUGAUACGAUUUCUGAUAUUUCCAAAAAAACUUUUAAACCUAAAGACAUCUUGGAAAUCUUUCGUAAAUUUUAUGAAAAUGAAAGCAUUAAUUGCUUGCUAUUUUUAAAAUAUGUUGAACGGAUUUCUUUUUACGAAUUGAAGGAAGGUGCCACAGAACCUGAAUUAUUAUAUUCUAUUCAGUUGGAAAAUGCGAACUCAGUGCGAGAACAACGUCGUUUAUUAGCAGAAAACAUCGUUCCGAUGAUGGAUUUAUUAAAAUCGAAGAAUCUAGGUUGCAAUAGUCAAUUAGAAUCUUCUUAUAUUGCAUCAUUCUGUCGUCAGAAGGGGAGUUUUAAGGAGGAUACGGUCUCUUGGAUAAUUUUGAAUUAUCUUAAUGACUUGCAAGAAACCGAGGAAUACUUUCAGAAGAAUUUUGGAAAGAAUAUCAGGAACCACAAGUUUAUUCCAAACGUUGGAUUGGCCGUUCCAUUAAAUGAUUUAAAUAUUCUAGGAAGACUAUUUUGCUUUUUACCAUUCCCCAUACAUAUGCCCUUUCCUGUUUCGGUACAUGGAUAUUUCGCGGUUAGUACUAAUCGACGUUCUUUAUGGUGUUCUCAAGAUGAUGAUGAAUUGGCGGUUGAUGCAUUAGCACAUUUAAUGAUUUCAUGGAAUCAAUAUUUAUUUGAAAAUGUUUUACCUAAAGCUUGGGUAAGGUUACUUUGUGAACUUCCACAUAAGGUUCCUAAUAUUCAGUCGGAUGAUGUAUAUCAAUUCUGGCCAAUAAUUAAAAAAGGUGCAUCAAGUAGCGUAAUCACUUUUUGCCAGAAAUUAUUACAAAAUGUUAUAAAAGUACUUGGUGUGAAGGAUCGUGUAUUUAAAGGACCGUCAUUAUCAAAUACCAUCGGAAAAGUACCCGAGAAUUUAAAAAAUUCAUAUGAUGCAUCCUCAUUUAAAGAAUCCGGAUUUCAUUGGUUAUCACUUUCUAUUGGUUAUUUGAAAGAUAACUUACAUUUAGAAGAUAUGUCAAAUUUACUUAAAAUCUUUGGAGAUGUUGGUUUUCCGAUAAUAUCGGUUCCAAACGAAAUCAUUGAUGCAUUAAACAAUUCCAUACAUAAAGACUUUCUUAAAGUUUUGUCUCCUGCCAUUGGUCGUAUUUAUUUAAAGCAUAAUCGUGAUAGAUGGCAAGAUCAACUGUCAAAAGAAGAAGCCAUAGCAUUAUUUAAGUACGUGUUAAUAAUGAACGAAAAUUUUGAUGAAAUGGAAGGUUUAAAAAUAAUUCCACUCGAGAGUGGUAAACUUGGUACUUUGUCACGAUUUAGCGAUUCUAUUGUAUACGUUAGUCCAGAUGAUGAUUAUGAAAAAAAUGUUGAGCACCAUAUCUUUAAAGAUCAAUUAGACAAAUUCAUUUCAAGGGAUAAUCACGGGUUGUGUAAUCGUUUGCGUGAACUUGCUAUAGAUGGGUGGAAUCUAAACAUUAAAAUCUUGGAUGAAUAUGCCAUUGCCAAUAUGAUUAGAUUCACACUUGAUCCAGUAAAUCCAUUCCUUGAGGAGAUGCAAAUAUCAAAUCAUAGUGUAUGGAUUCAUAAAUUGUGGGAUUACUUGAUAAAUAGAAAUUGGGAUUUGAAAAAGUUUGAAAAUAUCCAUUUAAUCCCGACAAGUCGCUCUACUCUUAGGAAAUUAAAUCCUCCGAAAAAAAUUUUAUCCAAUCAAACGAAUAAUAUUUCAAUCACACCAUCUUUGAAAGUUAUUUUCGAAAAAUUUGGUGCCGUAUUUGUUGACAAUCAAUUUGAAGAAAUUGCUAAAUGUGAUAAAGUAUCUUCAUAUAUCAUUAAACCUGAUGAUAUCAUAUCGGUUCUUGGUUCUUUCCAAGCCGAUACCUCAUAUCCAAGUAAUUUAAAUCGUGUGUUACAGCCUCGUGAAAUAUCGAUUCUCGUUGAAUAUUUAUCCAACUAUUUACGAUUUGUUGCUAAUGAUGCGUCAAAUGUUAUCGAUGUUAUCAAGCAUUUACCAAUUUUUUCCGAAGUUGGCAAUGCUACAUCAAUUUCGUUAAUCGGAAAUCAAAAUUGGUAUCUUCUUCCUUAUGGUGAAAAUAAUUCAUAUGGCGAAAUCAUCUAUCCAAGUGAAAGAGGAAAAUUUCUUAAUUCGGCUUCACCAAAUUUGCGUUAUAUAUUGGAAGAUAUUAUUAAAGUUCCUCGAUUGGAUUCAUACAACUACUGGCAAAAUUAUGUUAUACCGUUUCUCAAGUCACAACCACAAAGGAACAUUGACAUUAUAAUUGACAAACUACUUUUUGAUAAAUCACCAUCCCUACUUAAUGAAUUGAAGGAUUCCCUUGGAGAGACUUCUUUCAUACCUGUUGGUACACUUGAAAUGUCACAGCAAAAACUUAUUUCUUCAAACAUAAAGUUGGCAAACCCAACAGAACUAUUUGAUCCGGAAGAUGAAACAAUAAUCAGUCUAUUUUUUGAGGACGAACAUGUCUUUCCUACCGGCAAAUACGGCGACCCUAGAUAUUUCUCAAGUUUGAAAUUAUUGGGAAUGAAAUCAAUUCUUUCUCCUAAUGAUAUAAUUUCUCGAAUUAACACGAUCGUAACAAGAGUUCAAAAUCCUGCAAUUGAUGAUGAUUUAAUUCGUACCAAAGCGUUGAACCUAUUUAAAUAUCUUGACGAAAGAUGGGAUCAAUUGAAUGAUAAUAGUUAUGAAUUUAUGUAUGCUAUUUUACGAAAUGAAUGGAUCCCUACUAUUGAUAAUUCUGGGCGUUAUAUCUUUUCGAGACUUAGAAAUUGUUAUUGUAAAAAGUAUAAAAAUCUAGUUGGUUUGAUUGCACCAACUCUGGAUUAUGAUGCCAGUAAUUACGAAUUUUUAAAAAUUUUAGAGCAACCCGAUAUUAAAAUGGUUCUAAAACAGUUGGAAAUUUGUUAUAACG
Messenger RNA from Funneliformis mosseae, 3499 nucleotides. Lineage: Eukaryota; Fungi; Glomeromycota; Glomeromycetes; Glomerales; Glomeraceae. The record is from the annotation of a GenBank genome assembly.